CAUCAUCAACUUCCUUAGCUUCCUCCUCAUUUUCAAUUCCCGUCUUUCCUAGAAAAAACCCACCCAUUUCCUCUCUUUUACCCAUUCUCUCUCUCUCUCACACACACACCACCCUAACAUCUAUCUACCAAUCUAAGAAAAUUUCUAAGAAAACAAAGAAUGAGUAGUAUUGUAAGCUGCGGUAGUGAGGGUAAUAUUGGUUUUUCAGAGAAGAGGGAGAGGCUUAUGAAUAAGCUUGUGGAGGGGCAUAAACAUGCCACUGAGCUGAAGCUUCUCCUUCAGAAUCAGAAUCAGAAUCCUCCGGCUACUAUUCAUCACGGCGGCGGUUCAUCAGCUGAGGCGCUAUUAAUAACCAAGAUUCUGAGAUCUUUCGCGGAGACUCUCUCCGUUCUAGAUUCUUCUUCUUCUUCUUCUGCUUCCUUCUUCCUUAACGAGAAUAACAGUGGGUCCCAGCUUGUUAUUGCUGCAAACUCCACCAUUAAUGAUCUGAGGUCUGAAGAAGGUUCCAGUGAGAGUAGCAAAAGAUUCUCUUCAUCAGUCCCUAAGGAUCGAAGAGGCACAUACAAAAGAAGGAAAACGGAAGAGACAUGGAGCAAUGUAUCUCCCACCACUGAGGAUAAUCUUGCCUGGAGAAAGUAUGGACAGAAGGACAUACUCAAUUCUAAAUUCCCCAGGAGUUAUUAUAGGUGCACUCGGAAGUAUGAUCAAGGUUGCAAAGCAACAAAACAAGUUCAAAAGAUUCAAGAUAAUCCAGUUUUGUAUCAAAUUACCUGCAUUGGUCGUCACACUUGCAAAGAAACUCUCAAAGCUCCACAAAUGACAGCAUAUCUUUUGAAUCCACAAGACCAUCAUCAAACCCCACCAACGAAUGCUAUAAUCAAACAAGAAUAUCCCAAACAAGAGGACACUCCGAGUGGUGAAAUAAUCAUUGCAGAAAAAUUGGAUGCAAACCUUUGGUCUGAGUUGAAGGAUAUCGAGAUAACCAACCCUCCUACUUAUGCUAACUUUGGCGCAUUUUCUUAUAAUUUUUGCACCACCGGGUUCCACUUUGAUGAUCAUCAUCAUGAUGAAAGUCAUAUGCUAUAAUUAGUUAUAUUUUAUUUCCUAAUCUUGACUAUAUAUGUGUAUUAUUAAGCUUUAAGCUUCAAGUUUCGUGCAUGUACUAUAUACGACAGUCAUUUUAAUUUGAUCAUUCCCACAUCAAUCAGUUUCAA
Molecule: messenger RNA, 1214 nt
Organism: Arachis stenosperma
Lineage: Eukaryota; Viridiplantae; Streptophyta; Magnoliopsida; Fabales; Fabaceae
Product: WRKY DNA-binding transcription factor 70-like
Exons: 3
Coding region: 160-1086 (308 amino acids)
Biological process (GO): regulation of DNA-templated transcription
Molecular function (GO): sequence-specific DNA binding; DNA-binding transcription factor activity
Source: RefSeq, a predicted model, not a curated record